Messenger RNA from Rotaria socialis, 2976 nucleotides. The record is from the annotation of a GenBank genome assembly. NCBI's taxonomy places the organism in Eukaryota, Metazoa, Rotifera, Eurotatoria, Philodinida, Philodinidae.
AUGAUGAUACGUAUUUUCAUUCUAUUUAAUAUCUACUAUAUUUCAUUGACAUUAUCAUCACGUUUAAAAUAUCGUGAAUCAGUAACAGAAAACGUUGAGUUAUAUCAUACAAUAACAUCCCUCGACAAAAUGAUUUCUGUGAAUUAUCAACAAUCAAUUGAAUUUUUAAAUAUAAAUUCACCUUAUACAACCUAUUUUCUUGUUGAUGGACAAAAAUUACGUACUAGUCGCUUAAUUGAUCGUGAAGAAUUUUGUCGAAUUAAAUUAUGUGAAAAUUCUCAAUGUCAUCCAUGUGAAAUUUAUAUGGAUUUUGUUUUGAAAGAAAAUGGUCAACCUCGAGAUAUAAUUUCAUUAAUAUUAACAAUCGAAGAUGUUAACGAAUAUCGACCACAAUUUUCAGAUAAUUCAAGAAACGAUCAAACUAUUCACUUGAAUAUUAGUGAAGGCGUGCCUGUUGGACAUAUUUUACCCAUUCCAAGCGCAACAGACAAAGAUGGUGAAGAUGAUGAACUGGUUUAUUGGAUUGAUAAAAAUAAAAAGAUUCCAUUUGAACUUGUUUCAUUUGGUUCGAAUCAAAUUGCUUUGAACGUUACGGGACCGUUAGAUCGUGAACUAGAAGAUUUUUAUGAACUUCAGUUAACAGCUAGCGAUCGAGAAAAUCUUACGACAACAAUAUCUGUUCAUAUCUCUAUAAGUGAUAUAAAUGAUAAUGUUCCCAUAUUUGAUCAAGUAAAUCCAUAUAUAAUCAAUAUUUCUGAAAAUACUCAACCAUCCUUGACGAAAUCUCUUCUUCGUAUUCAUGCAUUUGAUAAUGAUUCGAAUGACAAUAGUCGUAUAACAUACAAUUUUAGUUCACAAGUUAGCGAAUUAAUUCGUCAAACAUUUCAAUUAAAUAGUCAAACAGGAGAAUUAUUUCUUCUUCAAGCGCUUGAUUAUGAACAAUAUAAAGAAUAUCGUAUGCCAAUAAAAGCACAAGAUUCAGGUCCCGUAUCAGUACCUGUUUACACAUUGGUUAUUAUCAAUAUUGAAGAUGAAAAUGAUAAUAAGCCAGUAACAAAUAUUCGUACAUCAGAAUAUUUUCAAUUUAACAAUAAUACAUUAUAUAUCAGUGAAGAAACACCUAUAAAUACGCUAUUAAUGCACGUAAUCGUACAAGAUUUAGAUUCAAAUUUAAAUGGUAAAGUUCAAUGUUGGAUUGAAUCAUCAGAUUAUUUAAAAUUAAAUAUAACAAAUGCGUUAAAUAAUAUGUUUUCGAUUUAUACAUCACAAUUAUUUGAUCGUGAACAACAAUCAACUUACAGUUUUCAUUUAAUAAUUGAAGAUUUCGGUUUGAAAAUUCGUCAUAGAGUAAAACAUGAUCUUCGAUUAGUUAUAAAUGAUAUAAAUGAUAAUCCACCAAUAUUUAUUCAAUCAUAUUAUAAUUUAACAAUUGAAGAAGAACAAGACUAUGAACAAGCAUUGAUAAGAUUUGAAGCUAACGACAAAGAUUUAAAUGAGAGUAGCCAAAUCACGUAUGAAUUAAUGUCGAAUGAAUAUAAAUAUUUAUUUUAUUUAAAUGAAGACACAGGUGAAUUAUUUUUACGCGAAAAACUUGAUCGAGAAAUAAAAUCUCAUUAUGAUUUAAUUGUACGAGCACAUGAUCAUGGAAAAUAUCCAUCACAAUUACAUACCGAUGUAAUUUGUUAUAUAAAAAUUUUAGAUAAAAAUGAAUAUAAACCAGAAUUUGAAAAAGAAAUGUAUUUAUUUCAUGGCAUUAGUGAAACAAUAUCAAUUAAUACGUCAAUUGGUUUUGUUAAAGCAAUUGAUCGUGAUAAAAAUUUAAUUAUCUAUUCAAUAUCAUCGUCAAAUUUCAAAAUUGAUUCAUUGACAGGUGAAAUAUUUGUUAAUAAACAACUUGAUUAUGAUGCAAAUGAUUCGUGUGAAAAUUUAUUUGUAACAGCGAAAAAUCAAGAUGGAUUAAAUUCUAGUUGUCCUGUUGAAAUAUGUCUUCAACCAAUAAAUGAAUAUCCACCAGAAUUACAUAUUGAAUCUCGUUUAAUUUAUGUUAAUAUUGAUAAUACUAGUUUCAUACAUAUGCAUGCAUUUGAUCGUGAUCGUUCACCAUUAAGUUUUCUUUCGUUUCGACUGGAAAAAUCAUCGAAAUGUAAUUUAACAUGUUCAUCGAAUGGAACUAUCUAUAUGGAUAAAAAUGAACAUUGCAUUGGUAUUAUUGAUCUGUUCGUAUCAAUUGAUGAUAAUGAUCGAUAUCCAUCAUCGAAAACAACUAAUGAAACAAUACGUCUAGUUUUCUAUUCCAACAUAAUAUCAUUGCAACAAAUACUUUUUUCAUCAAAUUAUAAAUUUACAAUUGAAAUAAUCAUUAUCACUAUUAUAUUAAUAUUAAUUAUAUGUAUUUUUUGUCUGAUUGUAUAUGUUGUAUAUAGACAUCGUAGACAAAUAUCAUUAAGUAAAUCAACACAAUUGAAUAAUAUUAAAGAUCAAAUUGGUUUUACAGAGAAUCAUGGUUUACUGAAUGAUGGUCCUGUAGAUGUGACUAAUAUUAAAUUAAAACCAAAUACAAAUAGUGAUACAAGUUCGUCAUUCAAUGAUUCAUGUUAUGGUUCAUCAGAAACCGAUGUAUAUCAUCAUUUAUCGGGAAAUAAAUUGGCCGGAAAGAUUCUUAUAUCAUCUAACGAUAAAUAUAUUAUUCUAUGCAAAGAUCAAAAUAAUAUAAAUCAUGAUGAGACAAAUUCAUCAUCAUCUUCAUCAUCACCAAAUGGUAAUAAUAAUUCUAAUCUUAUAACAAGAUAUCAAUCAAACAAUCGUACAGGAAUCGUACAAGCUUAUCAUACACAAAUAAAAUCUCCAAAUCAAAAUUUAGAAUUUUUUCAAAAUAAUAAUGAAUUAAAGAAAGUGACUGGUUCAACAGCAACAACAACAACAACAACAACAUUUAAUUAUCGAAAUAAUACUCCAUUGAAUGAAUAUUACCUUUAA